This is a messenger RNA of Coregonus sp. 'balchen', 4777 nucleotides long. The record is from the annotation of a GenBank genome assembly. NCBI's taxonomy places the organism in Eukaryota, Metazoa, Chordata, Actinopteri, Salmoniformes, Salmonidae.
CUCGAAUAUCUUUCUUCCGAGUUUGGCCCUUGAACUUUGAACCAACUGCGACCUUGAUGGUGGUACAUGUGAAAACGCCGUGCUCCUCCAGCGUCUUAUAUUGUACUGUACUGUAAAUAGUCGGAGAAAAGCAAUGGUGAGAUAUUUUUGUCUUUUGAAAAAAUAUGGAUUGCUGUGUCAUGUUUAGGGAAGCUGUGAAGGAGAAACGCUGCAUGCUUCUCUUGCCAUAGCCCGCACACCUUGCCAAUCUUGGCUGUCUAAUUUAGCUUAUGUAACCGUAAUGACUCCUUGAUAUGUCUUCUACCUUUAGCUAGGACGCUAGCUCAUAUUGUUGCUUUAAUAAGCGAGUUUACUACACUGAACAAAAAUAUAAACUCAACAUAAAGUGUUGGUCCCAUGUUUCAUGAGCUGAAAUAAAACAUCCCAGAAAUGUUCCAUACGCACUAAAAUGUUGUUUCUCUAAAAUGUUGUGCAUACAUUUGUUUACAUCCCUGUUAGUGAGCAUUUUUCCUUCGCCAAGAUAAUCCAUCCACCUGACCAGUGUGGUUUAUCAAGAAGCUGAUUAAACAGCAUGAUCAUUACACAGUUGCAGCUUGUGCUGGGGACAGUAGAAGGCCACUCUAAAAUGUGCAGUUUUGUCACACAACACAAUACCACAGAUGUCUCAAGUUUUGAGGGAGCGCGCAAUUGGCAUGCUGACUGCAGGAAUGUCCACCAGAGUUGUUGCCAGAGAAUUGAAUGUUCAUUUCGCUAACAUAAGCUGCCUCUGACGUCGUUUUAGAGAAUUUGGCAGUAUGUCCAACCGGCCUCACAGUAUGUCCAACCCCUCACGUAUAUGGCGUCGUGUGGGCGAGCGGUUUGCUGAUGUCAACGUUGUGAACAGAGUGCCCCGUGGUGGCGGUGGGGUUAUGGUAUGGGCAUGCAUAAGCUACGGACAACGAACACAAACGGACAACGAACACAAUUGCAUUUUAUCGAUGGCAAUUUAAAUGCACAGAGAUAUCGUGACGAGAUCCUGAGGUACAUUGUCGUGCCAUUCAUCUGCCACCAUCACCUCAUGUUUUAGAAUGACAAUGCACGGCCCCAUGUCGCAAGGAUCUGUACACAAUUCCUGGAAGCUGAAAAUGUCCCAGUUCUUCCAUGGCCUGCAUACUCACCAGACAUGUCACCACCCAUUGAGCAUGUUUGGGAUGCUCUGGAUCGACGUGUACGACAGCGUGUUCCAGUUCCCGCCAAUAUCCAGCAACUUUGCACAGUCAUUGACUAGGAGUGGGACAACAUGCGCUGCAUGAGGCAAAUGGUGGUCACACCAGAUACUGACUGGUUUUCUGAUCCACGCCCCUACUUUUUUUAAAUGUAUCUGUGACCAACAGUCAUGUGAAAUCCAUAGAUUAGGGCCUAAUGAAUUUAUUUCAAUUGACUGAUUUCCUUAUAUGAAAUGUAACUCAGUAAAAUCUUUGAAAUUAUUGCAUGUUGCGUUUAUAUUUUUGUUCAGUGUAGUUAAUGACGCGCUCAUCCGCACUGCGCCUACUGCACAGUCACUGAGCGUGCAUCAAACCCACUCUACCUUUGCCCACUCUGCCUGAUCUGAAAUACUGUCGUAACAGUAUGGCUCUGGCAGGUUCACAAUGUUGACUGUCAACACAAUGUUGUUUGAAACUAACCAGGUCUAAUGUGAGCCAAGGGGGAGACGUGGGUUUUGUUAACAUUGCUGUUGCCAUUCAUUCAUUAUGAGCUGUAAUCUGUCGCAAGACUAGGCCUUCUUGAGCCAAACCAGACUGUUGCGUUCUGUUGACAUAGUGUAGCUAACAAUCUCUUGUCUCUGCGUAGGCCAGAUAUCUUGCACAGAUCAUUGUCAUGGGGACGCAGGUGGUAGGACGGGCGUUUGCGCGUGCGUUACGGCAAGAAUAUGCAGGUAUGUUCCUCACUCAACAAUGCUUUUGUAUGGUAUUUCAAUGUAAAAUGGACUGUGAAAACAUGUCUCAUUUAGGGCAAUUAAGUCUCUUUCUCUCUCUGAGAGAGAAACGGACUCGUUAGCUGAGAAGGCGACCAACCCUGUCUCUUCUGUCUCUGUCUGCAGCAAGUCAAGCUGCAGCGGAGGCCAGGGGGCGUGCCGGCCAGCAGUCUGCAGCAGCCUCUAGUAUCACUGGGAUGACGUUACAGGAGGCCCAGCAGAUCCUCAAUAUCUCCACGCUCACCCCUGAGGAGCUCCAUAAGGUGUUUACACACACACACACGCAUACACACACACUUAAAAGUACAUUGAAGACGACACCCAGAGAACACAGUCCCUGCCCUAGCCCCUUCCCCUAGGAACUUCACGACACAUAGAUGAUUGGAUGGGUAUAAACAAUGUACCGGUACCUCCAUCUUGUCCCCUAAUAGGCUAGGAGGAGAUGUUGCAUAUUGUUCAUCCCGAUCCAGUGAUAUUUACACAAGUGUCUAUGGGGUAGGGCCCGGGCUAGGGGGUUUUCUGGACAGGGCCACACUCUCAAAUGUCCUCCUUAGAAGACAGGAAGUUCCUUCAUGUGGCCUACAUGCAAGACAGACAAGUUGUGUCCUCCCUUGAAACCCCUUUGGACUAAACUCAAUUGGCACAAUUUCUUGAAUUUUUGAAGUGUUAAUUUGAUUAUAAAUGUAUUUUUUAUUUUUAUUUCACCUUUAUUUAACCAGGUAAGCCAGUUGAGAACAAGUUCUCAUUUACAACUGCGACCUGGCCAAGAUAAAGCAAAGCAGUGCGAUUAAAAACAACCACAUAUGGGGUAAAAAAACAUAAAGUCAAAAAAUACAACAGAAAAUAUAUAUACAGUGUGUGCAAAUGUAGCAAGUUAUGGAGGUAAGGCAAUAAAUAAGCUAUAGUGCAAAAUAAUUACAAUUAGUAUUAACACUGGAAUGCUAGAUGUGCAAGAGAUUAUGUGCAAAUAGAGAUACUGGGGUGCAAAAGAGCAAAAUAAAUAACAAUAUAGGGAUGAGGUAGUUGGGUGGGCUAAUUUCAGAUGGGCUGUGUACAGGUGCAGUGAUCGGUAAGGUGCUCUGACAACUGAUGCUUAAAGUUAGUGAGGGAGAUAAGAGUCUCCAGCUUCAGAGAUUUUUGCAAUUCGUUCCAGUCAUUGGCAGCAGAGAACUGGAAGGAAUGGCGGCCAAAGGAGGUGUUGGCUUUGGGGAUGACCAGUGAGAUAUACCUGCUGGAGCGCAGACUACGUGUGGGUGCUGCUAUGGUGACCAAUGAGCUAAGAUAAGGCAGGGAUUUGCCUAGCAGUGAUUUAUAGAUAGCCUGGAGCCAGUGGGUUUGACGACGAACAUGUAGUGAGGACCAGCCAACAAGAGCGUACAGGUCACAGUGGUGGGUAGUGUAUGGGGCUUUGGAGACAAAACGGAUGGCACUGUGAUAGACUACAUCCAAUUUGCUGAGUAGAGUGUUGGAGGCUAUUUUGUAAAUGACAUCGCCGAAGUCAAGGAUCGGUAGGAUAGUUAGUUUUACGAGGGCAUGUUUGGCAGCAUGAGAGAAGGAGGCUUUGUUGCGAAAUAGGAAGCCGAUUCUAGAUUUAACUUUGGAUUGGAGAUUCUUAAUGUGAGUCUGGAAGGAGAAUUUACAGUCUAACCAGACACCUAGGUAUUUGUAGUUGUCCACAUACUCUAGGUCAGACCCGUCGAGAGUAGUGAUUCUAGUCGGGUGGGCGGGUGCCAGCAGCGUUCGAUUGAAGAGCAUGCAUUUAGUUUUACUAGUGUUUAAGAGCAGUUGGAGGCUACUGAAGGAGUGUUGUAUGGCAUUGAAGCUCGUUUGGAGGUUUGUUAACACAGUGUCCAAUGAAGGGCCAGAUGUAUACAAAAUGGUGUCGUCUGCGUAGAGGUGGAUCUGAGAGUCACCAGCAGCAAGAGCGACAUCAUUAAUAUACACAGAGAAAAGAGUCGGCCCAAGAAUUGAACCCUGUGGCACCCCCAUGUAUUUACUUAUUACGCCAUUGGUGGUGCCAACCUGUUCAUGACUGACCCGCUUUACUUUGUCAACAGAACUAUGAACACCUUUUUAAAGUCAACGACAAGGCAGUGGGCGGCUCCUUCUAUCUACAGUCCAAGGUGAGGUUCAUUGUUUCAUUUCCAGUAUCGCGCCAUCUCUUUGCGAGCCAGUGCUUACUAGUGCCAGAGAGGCUUGAAACCAAGAGACUCAACAAUCAAUUGCUUCCUUCCUGUAACAACCGCUAUGAAGACUCAGACCACCUCCUUGAGGUAUUUACAGGAAGUAAUGGCAAGUUGAGUCUCUUGGGUUUCAUACCUCUUCGGUGCUAUUAAGGCUUGCACAGAGCCUUGCACAGGGCUGUCCUGAUAACUGAAAUUAGGCUAAUAAUAUUGGAUAGUCACUACAGGUCUGAGAAUGUGCCCUGUCAUAAUAAUCAUGAUCAUGCCUUAUUGCUUAUAUUAGGAUACCACAUGCAAGAUCCAGUGCGAGCCUAAAUUCAUAUUUACAAUGUCAAUGCAUCAUUAUGAUAACAGGGUAGUAGAUCAAUAUGAUUUGCCAUGUAUUGAGGUGCACUGCUAAGGAUUUUGCUCAAGUAAUUGUGUGUCCUGUCUGUCUGUCUGCUUGUGUGUGUGUCCAUGUCUGUCCCUGUGUGUAUUUUAAAGGUGGUGCGAGCAAAGGAGCGUCUAGAUGAGGAGCUCUCUAUUCAGACACAGGACAGUAAACCCAAGCCCCCACCAGAGCAGAAGCAACAGACUCCAGAAACAUGAACCGUCCCCCUCCCUACCCCACCCACUGUAAAUUAUACCCUCAAUAAAAGCC